This is a messenger RNA of Phytophthora nicotianae INRA-310, 192 nucleotides long. RefSeq lists its product as hypothetical. Bases 1 to 192 code for a protein of 63 amino acids. The record is from RefSeq and is a predicted model, not a curated record. NCBI's taxonomy places the organism in Eukaryota, Oomycota, Peronosporomycetes, Peronosporales, Peronosporaceae. The transcript has a single exon.
AUGCAGUUCAUCAAGGGCCUCGUUAUUGCUGCAGUCGUCACUGCGUUUUGCUUCGCCCCAGCGACCGCUACUGACACAGUCGGCGUCAAGAAUACGCCACCUAACAGCCGUAAGCUUUACUAUACCAAGACUCCCCCUGCCACCAGGAGCCCGUACAACCGUGCAUCAGACCCCGCCCCAAAACACCCUUAG